Molecule: messenger RNA, 921 nt
Organism: Seriola dumerili (greater amberjack)
Lineage: Eukaryota; Metazoa; Chordata; Actinopteri; Carangiformes; Carangidae
Product: olfactory receptor 10AG1-like
Exons: 1
Coding region: 1-921 (306 amino acids)
Biological process (GO): G protein-coupled receptor signaling pathway
Cellular component (GO): membrane
Molecular function (GO): olfactory receptor activity; G protein-coupled receptor activity
Source: RefSeq, a predicted model, not a curated record
AUGGAUGAUGACAGAAAUGUAACAUAUAUAACUCUAAAUGGUUAUGUAGACGUUGAAAAAUACAGAUAUUUUUAUUUUGUAAUUAUCUUUACCAUAUAUAUUUUAAUAAUUUUCUGUAAUUCCAUCAUUGUAUGCCUCAUCGUGAUUCACCAAAGCCUCCAUGAGCCUAUGUACAUUUUCAUUGCAGCUUUGUUAGUGAACUCGGUUCUUUACAGCACUGUUAUCUACCCGAAGCUUCUGAUUGACUUUUUAUCUGAAAAACAGAUCAUAUCACAUCCAGUGUGUCACUUUCAAUAUUUUAUUUUUUACAGUUUAGGGGGUUCAGAGUUCUUACUGUUGUCAGCCAUGGCCUAUGACAGGUAUGUGUGUAUAUGUAAACCUCUGCGGUAUCCGACCAUCAUGACAAAAACUACGAUCAGUGUUUUCUUGGUUUUGGCUUGGCUCGUACCUGCCUCUCAGGUGGCAGGAUCAGCUAUAUUGAGUUCUAAGAGGAAAGUCUGUCACUUUACUUUGGAAGGAAUUUUUUGUAACAAUUCAGUUCACAAACUUCACUGUGUGAGUUCAAGAGGCCUAUCUAUGUAUGGUGUGAUUAUUUUGCUUAAUAUUGUAUUUUUUCCAAUGUUCUACAUAGUUUUCACGUACAUAAAGAUACUUAUAAUCUCCUAUCGAAGCAGCAGAGAAGUCAGGACAAAAGCUGCACAGACCUGUUUACCUCACCUGCUGGUUUUAGUCAAUUUUUCAUUGUUGUGUACUUAUGACAUCAUUAUACUGAGACUGGAAUCUGAUAUUCCAAAAACUGCACGUUUAAUCAUGACUCUACAGGUCGUUCUGUACCAUCCUCUCUUUAAUCCGAUCAUAUAUGGACUGAAAAUGAAAGAAAUCUCUAAACACCUGAAGAGGUUGUUAUGUCGUGUAAAAUGA